Messenger RNA from Penicillium robsamsonii, 1470 nucleotides. RefSeq lists its product as uncharacterized. Lineage: Eukaryota; Fungi; Ascomycota; Eurotiomycetes; Eurotiales; Aspergillaceae. The transcript has a single exon. The record is from RefSeq and is a predicted model, not a curated record. Bases 1 to 1470 code for a protein of 489 amino acids.
AUGAUGGUCCCUAGAGCAUUUCUGUUUAGCUCGGCGCCACCGCAGAAACCAUUUCAGUCUGGGGUGAAACCCUUUAUGCCGUCGGGGUGUUCUGGACAUCCUCUCUCUGCCACCAACACCGAGACCCGUGGGUCGAUCAACACUAUUCCAGUGGUAAUUCCUCCAAAGCGUGGCUGCAGCCCGCGGACUAUGCCAGCACGUCGAGAUAUGCGUUCACGUACCUUGUCUAAAACCUCCGAAUCCUCUCGUCGGUCCUCCUCCAGCUCAUCCAACGACCGCCCCAUCCCUACGUCAUUCACCUCGAUGUUGGAUGCAACGGCCAUCCCCGUCCCGCGACGAAACUGGACCACCCGCAGACCACGGAAACUACCUCGUGGAAACCAUGAAGAAGAUUUUAGGCGCAUGUUGCAAGAAGAUAUCAAGUCGAAAGAAGAUAAUUUCCUGGAUGGGACCGCCUACUCCCCUCUUGACAUCCUUCUCAGUCCACCCGAUCAAGACAAUGAGAAACACCUACCUUGCAACGAUUCCGAGCACGAAUCACCACUGUCAGUGAGGUCAGCAUCAAGCGAUUCGAUGCCGUCAUUAGACCAUGGCCUAUCAUCGCCACCCAGUCUUCCCUCGCCAACCCCUCCCAGUCACAGAAGUCCCCAAAGUCCACGAAGUCCACUAGAGAGACGACAGCCUCGGUAUUCACUUUCCGAGGAGUGUGCCUUGGACCAUCCUCUGCUUGAAACUGAACUCGAUGAAUGUGAAUAUAUCGAAAUCAAGAACAACAAUGAGCUUGUCAACACAGUGCCCGCAAAGCGAUCUGCAUCAUUUGGACGCCUCGGAUCUUCUUUCAAGUCGAACCUCACAGCAUCUUUACGGGCUAUCAAAUCGGCUGCACAGUCAGUUUCGACAUUUGCCACGCCUUCUGUGCAACCCGAGGACUUCCUCACUCGAUCUCUCUUCACCAUCACCCCAGAGAUGACCGAUGAUCGUCGUCCUUUGCCGAUGCAAGAAACACCUUCUCCAGCACUACGACGCUACUUGAAUCCACCCCCGAUGAACCCAACCCCGAUGUCACCGGCAGAGAUGUACGUCUAUCACGAUCAUCCCCACGACAAGCCAAAAACCUCCAGUACAUCCCCCGUUUCGAUCCAAAUGCAGACAUAUCGUCGAGCCGGCGGCCGUGGGAACCGACGAAACCAUUUCCACAUCGCGAGCAAGGAUCAGAAAUUCAUUGCAUUCGACCCGGAAGUUCCACCCAUGUCACGCCAGCGCGAAAUUCGUGAAAACAGCGAUUUCUUGCGCGUGGUUGUUCUCGAAAUGAACAUGCGCCGCAGCGGCAAACUCCGCGACGACAUCCCACCCCGUGCUCGCAUCUGGCUGCCAGCACGCAAGACAAAUUCCCACUUGUCGGGACAAUACGAGGACGGAGAUGACAGCAACACCGUUCCGUCCCGGUGGGUGGGUGUCUCAGCCCAGUGA